Molecule: messenger RNA, 2241 nt
Organism: Oenanthe melanoleuca
Lineage: Eukaryota; Metazoa; Chordata; Aves; Passeriformes; Muscicapidae
Product: keratin, type II cytoskeletal 6C-like
Exons: 9
Coding region: 96-1763 (555 amino acids)
Biological process (GO): keratinization; intermediate filament organization
Cellular component (GO): keratin filament
Molecular function (GO): structural constituent of skin epidermis
Source: RefSeq, a predicted model, not a curated record
AGAGAAGACUCUGAGCACUUCUCUCUGCCCUCAGCACCAGCUCAGCUCUGUCGAUCUCUCCUUGCUCCCCAGUUUUGGAUCUUUUGAGGAGAACCAUGUCCCGCCAGUCUGUCUGCAGGAGCUUUGGAGUCGGGAGCAAAAGGGGAUUCAGCUCCUGCUCUGCUGUUGGAGGUGGCUUUGGAGGCAGUGGCCGCAGCAGGAUCAGCUACAGCUCGUUCUCCACGUCCAGGGGGAUCGGAGGAGGCGGCGGACGCUGCGGAGGAUUCAGCAGCCGGAGCCUCCACAACCUGGGGGGCAGCACGAGGAUUUCCAUGGGCAGCUCUUACGGCAGCGGCUACGGAUGUAGAAUGGGUGGCUUUGGUGGAGGAUUUCCAGGAGGAUUUGGUGGCAUUGGAGGAGGUGUCAUUGGUGGAGGAAUGGGCGGCUUUGGGGGCCCCGUCAGAGGCGGCCCUGGGUUCCCUGGAGGGAUCCAGCCGGUGCAGGUGGACCCAACCCUCCUGCGGCCCGUCCACGUGGACAUUGACCCUCAGAUCCAGCAAGUGAAGUGCCAGGAGAAGGAGCAGAUCAAGACUCUGAACAACCAGUUUGCCUCCUUCAUCGACAAGGUGCGAUUCCUGGAGCAGCAGAACAAGGUGCUCUCCACCAAGUGGGAGCUGCUCCAGCAGCAAGGGCCAUCGGGGCCCAGGAAGAACCUGGAUGUGAUCUUUGAGAAUUACAUCCAGAACCUGCGGAGGCGGCUGGAGUCUCUGCUGGGCCAGCGGGGCCAGCUGGAGUCGGAGCUGCAGAACAUGCGGCAGUACGUGGAGGAGUUCAAAACCAAGUACGAGGAGGAGAUCAACCGCCGCACGGCUGCUGAGAACGAGUUCGUGGUGCUGAAGAAGGACGUGGACUGUGCCUACAUGACCAAAGUGGAGCUGGAAGCCAGGGUGGGAGCUCUGACUGAUGAAAUCAACUUCCUGAGGUGCAUCUAUGAGGAGGAGCUGUCUCAGAUGCAGACGAUCAGCCGGGAUCUGUCCGUGGUGGUGUCCAUGGACAACAACCGGCACCUGGACCUGGACAGCAUCAUCGAGGAGGUUCGGCGCCACUAUGAGCAGAUCGCCCAGAGCAGCCGGGCUGAGGCCGAGGCCUGGUACCAGAGCAGGUAUGAGGAGCUCCAGAGCACGGCCGGCCGGCACGGGGACAACCUGCGCAACACCAAGAUGGAGAUCCAGGAGCUGACCAGGAAUGUCCAGAGGCUGCGGACAGAGAUUGAGAACGUCAAGAAGCAGAACCAUCAUCUCCAGUCAGCCAUCGCUGAGGCUGAGGAGAGGGGGGAGAUGGCCACCAAGGAUGCCAGGAGGAAGCUGGAAGAGCUGGAAUGUGCCCUGAGCAAGGACAAGGAGGAGCUGGCUCGCCUGCUGAAGGAGUACCAGGAGCUGCUGAACAUCAAGAUUGCGCUGGACGUUGAGAUCGCCAUGUACAGGAAGCUGCUGGAGGGCGAGGAGAACAGGCUCUGCUUAGAGAACCCCUCCAACGUGAAUGUCUCCGUGGUGGGCAGGAGCGCCGUGUGCGGGGGCAGAGCUGGCAGCGGCCUGGGAGGAGGAGUGUGCGGCGGGAGCGCCGGCAGCUGCGGCGGGGCAGGAGCGAUGCUCGGCGGCGGCUUCUCCUCCGGCAGCGGCAGGAUGUGCGGCACUGCCGGCGGCAGCUUCGCGGCCGGGGGCGGCUCCUCGGUGCGGAGAUGUGUCACCACCACCACGGUCAAAUCCUCCGCGGUCAAAUACUGAGCCCUCGCCCCCGUCCUCCCAGCGAAAGCAGCACCUUCCUCUUCCUCCCGCCAGCAGCGCAGCCCUUCCAUCCCCAGGAGGAAACAGCUCCUGGGGGAAAUCUCCCAGAGCGAGGUGGAAAACAGACACGUCCCUCUGGGGCGGCACAUCUCCCUGGCGAGUGCCCGGCCCUGCAGAGCUCCCCAGGGCUGUGCACCAGCUGAGCAGGAGCCUGUGCAGACCUGCUCUUUCCUGACCCUUUUCACAGCCCGUGUUCCCCCCGUGGGUCCCCCGCACCCUGCCCCAGCUGUGGCAGGAGCCCACAUCAGCAGGAGGAGGGAGAUGAUGUCCCACAGUCACAUUUAGGAGUGAGAAACAGGUCUGGAGCUGUCCACCUUCCCCAGGUGGAGUAAUUUGGCAGCUUUAAUGUUUAUGGAUCUUUUCCCUUUCCUCCUGCCCGCCUGGAGCGUGUGGCCCUGUUCCCCCCAGUCGUGUGAAU